AUGUCUAGAGUUGCCACUUUUUCUGCUAUCGCCGCCACGGCUGUGUUGGGAUACUGUGCCUAUUUCGAUUACAAGAGAAGGACCGACAAGGAGUUCAGAAAGUCUCUGAAGAAGAGAGAGCUCAGGGCCGAAAAGAAGGCCAAAGAGCAAGCAUUGGAAGAAAAGAAGAAGAUCCUUGUUGAGCUCCAACUGAAGUACAAGGAAUCCGAAGCCAGUGACCCUAUUCCACGUGACCCUGCCGGGCUCCAGGAAUAUUUCCUCAAGGUUGUCAGUGAGGCCGAGAAGCUGGCCGCCGUACCUGGCAUGGAGGUGGACUCCGCCAUCCUCUUUUACAAGGCUUUGAAGGCUUACCCCAACCCCAACGAUAUCCUGGCAGUUUACGAGAAGACAGUUCCUCCUCACAUCUUGGAAUUGGUCUUGGUCCUUGCUGCUGUUGAGCAAGGUGCUGCUGCCGCUGCCGCCGCUGCUCAGACCAACAUUGAUUAG
Messenger RNA from Kuraishia capsulata CBS 1993, 486 nucleotides. RefSeq lists its product as uncharacterized. The record is from RefSeq and is a predicted model, not a curated record. Lineage: Eukaryota; Fungi; Ascomycota; Pichiomycetes; Pichiales; Pichiaceae. Gene Ontology annotation, molecular function: transmembrane protein transporter activity. The transcript has a single exon. Gene Ontology annotation, biological process: protein import into mitochondrial matrix; tRNA import into mitochondrion; protein targeting. Gene Ontology annotation, cellular component: mitochondrial outer membrane translocase complex; mitochondrial outer membrane. The coding region runs from base 1 to 486 and encodes 161 amino acids.